AUGCGUGUUUUGUCCACUCUAGCCCUCCUUGCCCUAGCAGCAGACCGGCUCAUAGCCCUUGAAACAACAACAGAACUUUUCCACUUCUCUACCUCGGUGGCCAUCGAGAACACCGCUCUCCGGCCAGACGGCAGCCUUCUUCUCACCACCUUCGACCAAGGUCGUCUCUACACCCUUAACCCCUCCGUGCCCAAUCCUGAAGCGGAGCUCGUCGCAGCCCUCCCAGGUGCGACCGCCCUCUGCGGCAUUGCAGCGAUCGACGCCGACAAGUUUGCCGUCAUAGGUGGCGUUCAGGGUAACUACAGCUACACUAACGAAACCAUAUACACCGUGGAUUUCGGCGCCAACCCCACCAAUCCAACCAUUGAAGUAGUCUCUCGCAUCCCUAAUGCCAUUAUGCUGAAUGGUCUGGCCGCCCUACCAGCACAUCCGCACGUGGUCAUGGCUGGAGACGCACGGCUUGGAGCCGUAUUUCGCGUCGACACAGACACGGGAACUGCGGAGGUUGCCUUCAAAGACCCCUUGCUCACCGCACCCUCCAAUGCAUCCACUCCAAUUGGUGUAAACGGGCUGAAGAUUGCGGGCGGCUAUAUGUACUUCACCAACACCGCAAGGGAGAUCUUUGCCCGAGUACCUAUUGAUGGUUUUGGGCGAAAGACCGGUGAGAUCGAGGUGAUUGCGGCGCUCAGUGGCGCAGAGUUAUAUAACUGGGACGAUUUCGUGGUUCUGGACGAUUAUAACCUGGCGUAUCUGGCGCAGCCGGAUAAUGCCAUAGCCCAGGUUUCACCGAAUGGAGCGCAAAAUAUUAUCGUUGGAGGAGGAGAUGAUCAUACGACACUGGUAGGGCCGACAUCUGAAUGGAGCUGUGUAUGGUGGGCAGGUUGUUCGGGUUCAGCUAUAAGGAGAUGGAUAAGAUAG
Messenger RNA from Aspergillus caelatus, 918 nucleotides. RefSeq lists its product as uncharacterized. The transcript is spliced from 2 exons. The record is from RefSeq and is a predicted model, not a curated record. The coding region runs from base 1 to 918 and encodes 305 amino acids. NCBI's taxonomy places the organism in Eukaryota, Fungi, Ascomycota, Eurotiomycetes, Eurotiales, Aspergillaceae.